AUGCUGACGAGGGCAAAUGGAGCAACGUAUUGGCUAGCCGUGAAGCCGUUCGGAACUUUCUUCCACAUUUACUCCGCAGCAAAUGGGCCGGUCGAUAGGAAAGAUGUGCAACGAUUUUUACUGCAAGCUUUGGCCCUAGGAAACGGAAUCGCUGAUAUGUUUACUUUUGACGAAAUUGGAGAGGAGGACCUGGAAAUUGUUACUGGUUGUUGGAGUUUCGGAUUGGAAGGGAGUAGAGAGGCUAUCAGAACGAGAAUACAACACUUAGCUAGCGUAGCGAUUCGCAGCGGCUCAGGAAACCUGGCCGGCUUUGCCAUGAUGAACCACGACGGCAUGAUUAUCGGUGUCAAUGUACUACCUGAAUAUCGAGGGCAGCGAUUACGGGAUGCUCUUUUCGCAAAACUUGCCCAUCAAACCCACGCAAAAUUUGGGUACUUAACAUUGGCGGCCGUCAGGCCA
Mesorhabditis spiculigera is the source of this 459-nucleotide messenger RNA. The record is from the annotation of a GenBank genome assembly. NCBI's taxonomy places the organism in Eukaryota, Metazoa, Nematoda, Chromadorea, Rhabditida, Rhabditidae.